Molecule: messenger RNA, 837 nt
Organism: Pygocentrus nattereri (red-bellied piranha)
Lineage: Eukaryota; Metazoa; Chordata; Actinopteri; Characiformes; Serrasalmidae
Product: fibronectin type III domain-containing protein 11
Source: RefSeq, a predicted model, not a curated record
AUGGAGAACAUUGAAGAUCCCGCCAAAAUCCAACACCACAUAAGGCAUAUACUCACCAAAAGAUUAACUCAUGCUCUUAUCCAGACCUAUAACAAGAAGCUGGAGCUUCUCAGAAGGUGCUCCUUCUACAUCAAGAUCAUACAAGUGGAUCACUCUCAGCAUGACCAUAACCAUGCCUCCUCCUCAACAGUUAUGGCACUCAUCGACUUUUGGAGGUUCCAGCGGAUGAAGAUGAUAGGCAACAACCAAGUAAAGAUCCAGCUGGCCCUUCUGGAAGAGCUCCUCAACAGUCUCAGUAGGGGCCAUGAAAAGCUACAAGCCAUCUCGGACCAAAAGGGGCUUGAUGAAGGCACAAUUGAAGAAGGCACAAUUAAGAAGAAAAUAUCCAAGCUUCUGCAGGAGGCUGCUGAGUUUAAAGAUGUGCUUGUGCCUCGAAGGCUGCAUCUCAAGCAUCACCUUAUCUCAGAGGUCAGUAGCACCAGAGUUCCAGAGAUUCAGCUGGCCCUGAGUAUCAAGAUGCCAGUGAGAUUUGAUAAAACCAUGUGCGCUGCAGCUUCAGAUCUUUUACACUGGGAUAUUAUUGAGCAGGAGCAGCAUGAGCCAGGAGAGCAAUUCAAGAUCUGCUAUAAGCUUUUCCAUCCAACCACUGAAGCAGAAGGCAACCUGAUGGCCAAAAUAACAUGUGCAAGCUAUUGCCUCAGGAUCGACAAUCUGAUGAUGGACAUGUUUUAUGAAUUUACUGUGAAGAGAGUGGACACAUGCUUGUUGGUGUAUAGUCUUUGGAUUGAUGCCAUCACCUCGAAAACUGUCCUCGUGACAAUCGGGAGUAGCGAGUAG